This is a messenger RNA of Odobenus rosmarus divergens (Pacific walrus), 1208 nucleotides long. It is a transcript of the gene ACTL10, whose product is annotated as actin-like 10. The record is from RefSeq and is a predicted model, not a curated record. The transcript has a single exon. Bases 235 to 1188 code for a protein of 317 amino acids. NCBI's taxonomy places the organism in Eukaryota, Metazoa, Chordata, Mammalia, Carnivora, Odobenidae.
UCAGGCACAGGGCGGGGCGGAGCCCAGAAAGCCACGGUGGCAUCGGUGUCUGGAGGCAGGCGGGUCCGUCGGCCGCCCUCGCUGGGCCGCGUGGCGGUGGUCAUAGACCAGGGCUCGGGCUUCAUCAAGGCGGGCUUCGCGGGCGAGCACCAGCCGCGCCUGGUGCUGAAGAGCUCCAGCCUGGUGCCCCGCUGGGACCGGCCGGUGCCGCCGGGGGCACCGGGCGGCGAGCUGAUGGGUGGCGUCGCGCGGGCGCACCCCAUCAAGCACGGCGUGGUGGUGGACUGGGAGGCGCUGGAGAGGCUGUGGGAGCGCCUGCUGGUGGGCGGCCUGCGGGUGUGCCCGGAGCAGUGGCCCGUGCUAGUGAGUGAUUCGCCAUCGGCGCCGCCGGCAGGCCGCGACAGGAUAGCCGAGCUGCUGUUCGAGACCUUGGCAGUGCCCGCGUGCCACAUGGCCAGCACAGCGUUGUUGGCGCUCUGCUCCACUGGCGCGUUCAGCGGGCUGGCCGUGGAGGCAGGCGCGGGCGUGUGCCAUGCCACGCCCAUCUAUGCGGGCCACGCGUGGCACGAGGCCACGUUCCGGCUGGACGUGGCAGGCAGCACCCUGUCACGCUACCUGCGGGACCUGCUGGUGGCAGCAUGCCCCCACCUACAGCUGCAGGCCCUGCCCCGCAAGGCCAUCACACAGCUCAAGAAACGCUGCUGCUAUGUGUCACUGGACUUUGAGGGGGACCUUCAUAACCCUGACUGCCACCAUCCGGUCAGUUUCUGCUUAGGCAAUGGGUGCUCCGUCUGUCUCAGCAGCGAGCGCUUCCGCUGCCCAGAACCCAUCUUCCAGCCGAGUCUGCUAGGCCAGGCCAGGCCGGGCCUGCCCGCACUGGUCUUCCGGGCACUGCAGAAGGUCCCCGCAACGCUCCGGAAGCGGCUGGCUGACACCGUGGUGCUGGCCGGUGGCUCCACACUCUUCCCUGGCUUCACCAAGCGCCUGGAAAUGGAGCUGGAGGCGCAGUGCCGGAGGCACGGCUACGGGGCGCUGAGGCCGUGCCUGGUGGCGGCGCCUGGGCGUGGCACAGCAGUAUGGACAGGCGGCUCCAUGGUGGCCUCGCUGCGCUCCUUUCAGUGCCGCUGGAUAACCCGGGCCAUGUACCAGGAGUGUGGCUCCCGGCUGGUGCACGAAGUGUUCGACUGAGUCACGCUGUACUGGAGAGG